Leguminivora glycinivorella is the source of this 1686-nucleotide messenger RNA. RefSeq names its product scolexin B-like. The record is from RefSeq and is a predicted model, not a curated record. NCBI's taxonomy places the organism in Eukaryota, Metazoa, Arthropoda, Insecta, Lepidoptera, Tortricidae. The transcript is spliced from 7 exons. Gene Ontology annotation, molecular function: serine-type endopeptidase activity. Bases 16 to 993 code for a protein of 325 amino acids. Gene Ontology annotation, biological process: proteolysis.
GGCGUAGUUGCCGGCAUGAGUGACGCACCGGCUAUAAAACAUGUGUUUGCGACCGCGCGCCGGGAAACCGCCGCCAUGCUCCGUCUCGCGUGCUUGCUGGCGCUCGCCGCCGCCGCCGCGCCUGCGCGCGCGCGCCCCGACGCGCACGCGCAGCCCGCGCUCUCCUCCCGGGCAGGAAACAAAUUUCACGAACUAUUCUCAAGACUGGAUAAGAAUGUUUGCAUUUUGAGUGCAUUAACCAAUGAGGUGGCCGUCGGGUCCCCGGCGCCGCUGCACCAGCAGUACCCGCACGCGGUGCUGUUCGGCGGCGCCUGCGGGGGCUCCGUCAUCCACCCCAAAUGGGUCCUCACUGCCGGCCACUGUUCCCUUCUGCGCCGCAGCACGCUGUUCACGCCGGGGCGCCACGUGCUGGCGGGCACCGGCAACUCGGACGACGGCAGCGGCGUGCGCGUGGCCGUCAAGAAGCUGCACCUGCACCCGCUGUUCGCCGUCGGGCCCUACUGGGUCAACACGCGCGAGUUUGGGAUCAAGCAGGUUCACGCUCGCUGGGACUUCAUGCUAGCGGAGCUAGAAUUGCCGCUGCAGCUGGACGGCGUGAACAUCGCGGCCGUGCCGCUCGACCACGGGACGGAGACGCCACAGUCGCUGGCCGCCGACUACGCCGGUUACGGCGCCACCCACCACGGGGGUGUGAUGCAGCGGCACAUGCACGGGAUGAAGUUGCGGACCGAGAGCAACGAGCUGUGCUCCACUCUCCCUCAGUACAGCAAGGAAGACAUGUUGUGCGCCGUAGGACGCACAGAGUCGCGCGACUCCGCUUGCAACGGUGACAGCGGAAGCGGCUUGGUGAGCACGGAGAACCGUCGCUUGCUGGGCGUGGCGUCGUGGGUGGAGGACGACGCCAGCGAGUGCAGCCCCGGCAAGCUCGUGGUCUUCUCGCGCGUGGCCGCCGCGCGCCCCUGGAUCAAGCAAGUCACCGGCCUCGACCUCUAACCACUAUACCUACCCGUCACACCUCAAAGGACUGCUUGACGAAACUUUACGUUUCAGCGAAAAACACUAACUGUCUAUAGUGUAGUUUUGAACAAUAUCCUGUCCAAUCAACAUUAGUUCUAAGAGUUCCAUUGCAUUACAUUUGAACCGAUAGCGAUUCCUUAAUUAUGGCAUGGAAACCCAAAAUAUGCUUUUCCAGGAAUGAGUGUCGGAUCGAAAAUGUUGACAUACCUAUUGUAAUCAAACCUUCCAUCCUAUUAAUUCUUACUGCGAAAUGUGACUGUGGUGGAAUAAUUAGCCAGUCAUUAAAUACAAUUUACAAAAUUUAUAUUUUGCAGGUUAUUCGUUAAUAUGAUAUCGUAAUAGGCCGUUAACCUAAAUUAGCCAAGAAUUACAUUAGCCUCGAAGCAAGCCAUCACCUGUGUGGGUUGUGUGUUUUGUCCUACAACUGCGAAAGGAUGUACAAGGUAAUAAAACUUAAAAUCUUUAAACGAUGAAGCCCCCUUAAAAAUACAUAAAUAAAUACAUACUUUAAAAUGCCAAAGAAAAGCAGUGUAUUGUGUAAGUUGUCAUGUAACCACCAAACCGUUAGAACUUGCAGAAAAGUAGAUUGUUCCGCUAGAUUAGAAAUUCGCUAUGUACUAAUAUUAUAUUGACAAUAAAUCAGUGAACAUUACUACAAAAUGACAGAAA